AUGCGGCAACGGAGGCCACUUCAGCCUCCACAUCCGCCCUUCUGGCUGCCAGGUCGCCCCGCGCUCCCUCCGUGCUGGCCAGGAAGCCGUGCAGCCGCGCCCCAAAUGCGUCCUCCCCCCCCCCGGGCUGCGCUUGUGCCCGCCGCGCCCGGCCAUCCCCCCCCCUCCUGGCCCCCCACCCAGGCCCUCCCACAGAUGGCCGCGUACUCGGCCAUGGCCUUCUUCAGGCCGACCGCGGCGUCCUCCUCCAGCUCUUGGAGGCCUCCGGAGAGGAGAGGGGCGGCCGCGGGGAGGCUGGGCGUCUGGCCACCCAAGAAGCCCCCUGCCCCUUGGUGGGCUGCCCCUGGCAGGCCCCUCACCACGCGUGCCAGGAAGUCCAAGAGUGUCCUGGCCUGGGUGCUGGCCUGGGGGGCGCCGGCGAGGGGCCCGCGUGCUGGCUGGGCAGGCGGGGAGGACGACGGCGCCGAGCUGCCUGUGACCUUGAAGCUUGUGAAGGCAGCCAGCGACUCCAGCGUGAUGGCCCUGGCGCUGCCCUUGGGAGAUCCAUCGUUGACUGCAUUGCCCACCUGGUUGGCAAAAGGCGAGCGUCCCGGGUCAGAGAUGGCUGUGCGAUUUGUAAGCGGACCUGCAAGUUGGUGUGUGAGCUGA
Ostreobium quekettii is the source of this 648-nucleotide messenger RNA. NCBI's taxonomy places the organism in Eukaryota, Viridiplantae, Chlorophyta, Ulvophyceae, Bryopsidales, Ostreobiaceae. The record is from the annotation of a GenBank genome assembly.